ACAUCAGUGACAUAUUUAAAUAAAAUGUGGUUCUGUUAGCUCAGAUAGGUGGACCUCAGGACACAGAACCAGAGGCCAGAAGCACAGACAGCACCACAGAUGAAGACUUCUGGUAGGACGAACAGAACCUUCAGGCUCGGCUUGGAGGAGAGCCAUUGGCGUGACCCCAUUACAGGAGAAUCAAAAAACAAGCGAUGAGGAAGCAAACCCUUCUUCUAUCCCAAUAUGUAAAAUGAGGGCGAUUUGUCAGUGUUUAGCCUGAGAAACAAAUCUACACUCACAUUUUGGAAGCUUCCCAAGUUGAACCCAAGGAACGCCAUGCGUCCUCACUUUGAAUCUAUGCUGACUUACAUUUUAUUAUCCUCCAUCUCUCUGCUCACUGUGACUCUCAACCUGCUGGUCAUCAUCUCCAUCUCCCACUUCAGACAGCUCCACACACCCACCAACCUCCUCCUGCUCUCUCUGGCCGUCUCAGACUUCUUCGUGGGCCUCCUCGUAUUCUUUCAAAUUGUUCUUACAGAUGGCUGCUGGUUUCUAGGUGACCUCAUGUGUAUCUUCUAUAAUGUUCUGGACUACAUUAUUACAUCUGCCUCAGUAGGAACCAUGGUGCUCAUAUCAGUUGACCGAUAUGUGGCUAUUUGUGAGCCUCUGCAUUAUGCCAACAAAAUUACACAAAAAAGAGUUAAGAUCUGUGUGUGUCUGUGUUGGACAUGUUCUGCUUUCCUUCACACUGUGCUGCUUAAAGAAAACCUUGAAGAACCAGGCAGGUAUAACUCCUGCUUUGGAGAGUGUGUCAUUGUGAUAAACUAUGUUGCUGGACUUGCAGAUCUCUUUUUGACUUUUAUCUGUCCUGUCACUGUCAUCAUAGUUCUGUAUGUGAGAGUCUUUGUGGUGGCUGUGACUCAGGCUCGUGCCAUGAGGUCUCAUGUUGCAGCUCUACCUCUUUCAAAGUUUCAAAUGACCAUAGCUGCUAAAAAAUCCGAAAUGAAAGCCGCCAGGACUCUUGGUGUCGUUAUUGUUGUCUUUCUAUUGUGCGUCUCUCCAUAUUUUAGUGUUUCACUCUCAGGCCAGGACACCUUGUUUAAUGUUUCAUCUGCUGCUUUUGUAACUUGUCUGUUCUAUUUCAACUCGUGUCUUAACCCUUUGAUCUAUGCCUUUUUCUACCCCUGGUUUAGAAAAUCUAUGAAGCUCAUUGUAUCUCUUAAAAUACUGCAGCCUGGCUCAUGUGAGAGAAACCUGCUGUAGAGACACUGCAUGCUGAGAGAAAAUAGACAAGAAAAUGUACUUGGUCAUGGUGAUGAAAAUGUACAUACAGAUCUAGAAGUCUUUGUAUGACUACUCGUUAUUUAAACACUUUUACAAUUACCUAUACAUGUGUUUUUAAGCUGUUUAAUGUUCCAAUGCAAAACAACUUAAAAAAGCUCCAACUGCUCAGACCAACAUGUAUAAUCAGGACUUUUGAACUAAUAUAGAAAUAUUUUUGUAAAACCAACAAGUCUUUAGUUAAACAGUGUCACUCUAGCUUAAGAUGAGCUUUUAGGUGUAAUGCAAAUCACUAUUUUAAGUUUAGAAA
Messenger RNA from Pungitius pungitius (ninespine stickleback), 1573 nucleotides. RefSeq names its product trace amine-associated receptor 13c-like. The record is from RefSeq and is a predicted model, not a curated record. Gene Ontology annotation, biological process: G protein-coupled receptor signaling pathway. Gene Ontology annotation, molecular function: trace-amine receptor activity. Gene Ontology annotation, cellular component: membrane. The coding region runs from base 319 to 1245 and encodes 308 amino acids. Lineage: Eukaryota; Metazoa; Chordata; Actinopteri; Perciformes; Gasterosteidae. The transcript is spliced from 3 exons.